Williopsis jadinii is the source of this 753-nucleotide messenger RNA. RefSeq names its product phosphomannomutase SEC53 (gene SEC53). Gene Ontology annotation, cellular component: cytosol. The coding region runs from base 1 to 753 and encodes 250 amino acids. The record is from RefSeq and is a predicted model, not a curated record. Lineage: Eukaryota; Fungi; Ascomycota; Saccharomycetes; Phaffomycetales; Wickerhamomycetaceae. Gene Ontology annotation, molecular function: phosphomannomutase activity. The transcript has a single exon. Gene Ontology annotation, biological process: GDP-mannose biosynthetic process; protein N-linked glycosylation; mannose metabolic process.
AUGUCCUUCUCCCACAAGCAGAACCCUAAGACCCUUGUCCUCUUCGACGUUGACGGUACCCUCACCCCUGCGAGACUCACGAUCUCGCCAGAGAUGAAGCAGGUGCUGAAGGAGCUCAGGGAGAAAGUCGUCAUUGGCUUUGUCGGUGGUUCUGAUUUGCAGAAGCAGGUUGAACAGCUCGGUGACUCUGUGCUGCAAGACUUUGACUACUGCUUCUCUGAGAACGGGCUGACUGCGUACAAGCUCGGUGAGAAGUUGGCAUCUCAGUCCUUCAUCAACUGGAUUGGCGAGGACAAGUACAACAAGCUUGCCAGAUUCAUCCUGGGCUACCUGGCGCAAUUGGAGCUUCCAAAGAGACGUGGUACCUUCCUCGAGUUCAGAAACGGUAUGAUCAACGUGUCGCCAAUCGGCAGAAACGCCUCCACCGAGGAGAGAAACGAGUUUGAGAAGUUUGACCUCGAGAACAAGAUCAGGGAGAAAUUUGUCCAGGUGUUGAAGGACGAGUUCCCGGACUACGGCCUCACCUACUCCAUUGGCGGCCAGAUCUCCUUCGACGUGUUCCCAACAGGCUGGGACAAGACGUAUGCCCUGCAACACGUUGAGAAGGAGGGAUUCACCGAGAUCCACUUCUUUGGCGACAAGUCCUACAAGGGAGGAAACGACUACGAGAUCUACACCGACCCGAGAACUAUCGGCCACGCCGUCAACUCCCCGGACGACACCAUCAGAAUCCUCAAGGAGCUCUUCUUUUAG